GACCCGCUCCGUCAGCUCCAACCAACACUAUCAACAUGGCCUCCUGCAGGAGAUCCCCGGGGCUGCUGGCGGUGCUGUGCCUGCUCCUCAGCGCGCUUAUUCCCGCCGCUGAAGCGUUUGACGGCGGCGACGCUGUGGCUCUGCUCCUGGGAAUGACCGUGACGGUGGUGGGGUUCUGCGCAUGCCUGGGCUGGUACGCGCGGAGACGGAAUGGACAGUUCUGAGGAGAAGUUUGGUCUCCACCUUCCUGCUGGGCCUGGAGAUGCUCGCUGCUCGCUUCCUGGAGUGCCCUGACUAGCUUUACUCACCUGAGAGCGCAGGACAGAGACUGAGGACGGAGUUUUUAUCCGUAUUACCCCAAUACUGAAUGCACAAUGCUUAGAAACACUGGCUUUAGCGUGUCUGUGCUGCACCCCUGGAGGACUGAGAAGAAGGAAAAAAAAGCAGAGACUAGCUAGCUAACUAACUUCCUGAUCUCCACGUGUGGCUUUGUCCUGAGGAGAUCAUGGCCUUGAAGCACAUCUAUCUGCAGGACUUACAAGACAUUGGACUUCUAAAAAUGGGGUGGUGGUCAUUUGUCAUGCUCCUGAUCUAUCAUGCUGAUCUAUCAUACAGCUCUGUCCUCCUGGCUUAUUAUGCUGUAACUGUGUCUAUCAUUCCUCCAUGUCUGCUCCUCUCUAUCUGAAGCACUGAUAAAAAGCACUUGAUGAAGACGUCUGCACUUAGCUUUGUGAUCUACACAGUGUAAGCUGAGCUUGAACUGUUCAGAGGUCAAUAAUAUGAAUUCUUUGUCGCUCCUUUUCUUGAAUAAACUUUGCCGAGAUCUAUAGUUCAA
This is a messenger RNA of Astyanax mexicanus (Mexican tetra), 835 nucleotides long. Its product is annotated as small integral membrane protein 30-like. The transcript has a single exon. Bases 36 to 224 code for a protein of 62 amino acids. NCBI's taxonomy places the organism in Eukaryota, Metazoa, Chordata, Actinopteri, Characiformes, Acestrorhamphidae. The record is from RefSeq and is a predicted model, not a curated record.